Messenger RNA from Paramisgurnus dabryanus, 2936 nucleotides. NCBI's taxonomy places the organism in Eukaryota, Metazoa, Chordata, Actinopteri, Cypriniformes, Cobitidae. The record is from RefSeq and is a predicted model, not a curated record.
GAUAUUAAUCACGCGUGCACACGAUCAGACAGAGUGCGCGUGUCUGAGCAGCUCCCUCCAGUCUCGCGCACUUAUAAUGAAAACAGAGCUACAGUGAUGGAGUUCCGAGAGCUGGGAGCAGACGAGAGCUCGGAAGGAGAACCGGAGGAUUUGGACAGUGUGAAAGCUCUGACAGAGAAACUCAAACUCCAGACACGCAGACCAUCAUACCUGGAGUGGAAAGAGCGACUACAGACGCGUCCGUGGACCACGAAUCCUGCAAAUGUCAGCUCAGCAUCUGUGGAGAAAGACACGAAUCUACCCGACGUCUGGAAAGAUGGGAUGCCUUAUAAAAACAUAUGCGGCUUUGAUACGAUAGACGACGCUUUGGAAUGGCUCAGAAUCGAGCUGAGAGAGAUGCAGAUGCAGGAUAACCGCCUCGCACGUCAGUUGAUUCGCCUGCGGGGAGAGAUCCACAGGCUGAAGGUGGAGCAGGUGUGUCACCGUCACAAAGAGAUGCUCGAUGAUGCCACGUAUGAGCUGGAGGAGUGUGAAGAAGAAUCUGAUCUGCUGUGUGACAUCCCCAUGAAAGCCGCCUUCGCUCUGUCCACCCCUCUUAAACAUCUCGGCCUCACCAAGAUGAACCUCAACUCCAGACGAUUCUCCCUCUGUUAAGAUGAUGUGGAUGUUCCUGUAGCUUUGUUGUUUCAUGGGUUUGAUUCCCAGAGAACAAAUGUACUGAUAAAAUGUAUACAGUAGCUGGGAUGCACUGCAAGCUGCUUUGGAUAAAAGCAUCCGGUAAAUGGAUAAAUGUAAAUGAUCUUGACUCCGCACACAGUUUUGGUAGAUUUCUGGUUUUCUUCUCAUUAAAGUCUUGUAGUUUGCUUGGGGGAUCAUUUUUCUUUACUUAUCAAAGUGGACGCAACACAGGCCUGACAACAGCAUGUUAAUAAAAACAUGUUUGUGUACAUAUAAAAGUAUGUGAACCAUGUGAGAAUCAGGAGGAACCUGCUUCAAUGUCACAAGCCAUGUAAUUGGCACACAGUAGCAUCAGUGUCCCUGACUGCUCCGGGGAGGAAAAACUCCCAAAUGGCAGUCAUGCGGGAAGUGUAAGUUGUAUACAGGCAUUCUGUCUUAUCUCUUAAACCCAAAAAUAACCACACUGGAAGUGUUCAGAGAUGCAACAGACGGCUAAUCUCAACCUUUGUUCUGUUCACUGUUAUAUUCAGCUCACUGUUCGCAGGGGCGGUAGGUCGAAAAUAUCUUGCAGUUUUAGUUGUGAGGUCAGGGAACUUUGUACUGGGGAUUGGGAAACUUUCAUUGACACAGUGAGGUCGUGAGAUUAAAAUGAGCAGCUGGACAUUUAGGAUUGACUUUUGUGCAUGUAAUAAAGUUCAUGCAGCCCAUUCUUAUUAAAUGCGUAUAAAUAGAAAAAUCGUGCAACACAUACAGCAAAUUCCUAUUUUGCAUGCAUAUGAUAUGCCAGUCAUUCCUCGUUUACCUAAUACGCCACAUCUUUUUGUGUCGUUUUAUUUAUUAGCUUCUCAUUUGUUUCUGUUUUUAAACCAUUGUAGCUUGGGGUAAGAGCACUCAUCUAUAUAAAUGACUGGAUUGCGCAAGACGUCAGAAUUGUGACGCCACCGCGCCGCCAUGUUGGUAUGCCCAAACAUUCUAUUAAAUCAAUGGACGUUAUCAGAUUUUAAUGAUAAAACAUUACUUUACUAGUCUCCAUUUUUAUAUCUGAAGUCUCCCUGUACAUUAUUACAAUGCAAACGACCUAAGAAUGUACAUAGUUAUUAACUGAAUGUUUGACAUUUUGCUUUAAAAAAAGUAAAUUACUAUACAUUCAUCUUCAUUACAGUUUCAGAUCAGCAGACAGACCGUGGCAUAUUUAGUAUUAAUGACAAACGUGCUCAUUCUGAAAUCUAAAUAAAUAAUUAUGCUUUGUACCGUAUGUGCAUGCAAUUAUUUGCUGUUUUUUAAAAUUAUGUUACCUUUACAAGUUACGUAAACUUAUUCAGAAAAAUGACGCUGACUGUGUAGCUUACUGUCAAAAAACUUUAUUUAUACCCGUGUCAUUAACAGAAUGCAGCCGACACGUUUUUUUAUAAUCCCUUAUCCUGCCCGAUUAAAACAUAAACAUUGCACCAGAAUUAACCAUUAAUUUAUGUACAAAUAUCCUAAAAAAUUAAUAUUGUGUGACUGAUACGCAGUAAAGCGGGUAAAUUUAGAUGUAAGUCAAUGACGCCCUCUGCCGGUUGGGUAUACCAAGAUGGCCGCUCGAACUCUGCGCUGGCUUCACCUCACGCUGUUACGUUAAGCGUUACAUAACUCCAAGUGACCAUGGUUUUAAAAUUGGCAAAACAUGAAGAAACUUUUAUAUUAAAGCAAAUCCCAAAUCUAACCCAAACCCAAGCGACAAUGGUUUAAAAAACAAACAUAAAACAACAUAAAAGCUGUAUAGGGUACUGGCAUAUCAUGUGCAUGCAAAAUGAAAAUUUGGUGUAUGUAUUGCAUGACUUUUCAACUGCAUGUUAUUUAUAUGCAUUUCAUGAGAAUGGGUUGUCUUUUGUCAAUUGAAAAACCAUAGAUUUCUUCAGACUCAAGAGUGCCUUCAUAACUUGACUUGAAGUUUAAAUAUGCCUUAAGAAAUUUUGGUUGUUAUAGUGCUGCAUUAAAAAUGCAAUAUGCUACAUCAUGUGGCAUUUUAAUUAAGGUUAUAAAAUAUCCAGUUUUCUUUAAUUGAAACAAAAAACAAAGACUGAAAUCACCAAUUAACAAUACAGAUGCUAUAAAGUUAUAUAUUUUUUAAGUUAGAUGAUGUAUGAAAACAGCUUGUUUACUGUAAUUCACUCAUAUUUAUAAUACACUUUGAAAUGGUUUAUACUUCAUUGUUGCUUUAUAUUUACUUAAAAUUUUGUAAAUAAACUCCAUUUAUUGCCUUAUUAUGUGAUUUA